Orbicella faveolata is the source of this 4259-nucleotide messenger RNA. RefSeq lists its product as uncharacterized. NCBI's taxonomy places the organism in Eukaryota, Metazoa, Cnidaria, Anthozoa, Scleractinia, Merulinidae. Gene Ontology annotation, cellular component: plasma membrane. The record is from RefSeq and is a predicted model, not a curated record.
CUUGGAAUUGGAGUAGUCAGAGAAAUAACAGUGAACGCAUCCUUGAUUUUAAAAACAGGUACCAAAAAUUCACCUUCAACUCAUAACUUAUUCAUUGCUUGUGGAUCGACGUUUGAAAGUCUCACUAAAACCGUGCGUCUUGCGAUCGUAAGGGAUAUAAUAACAAGUGAGUUUUGAAACAGGCAAAUAUUGAAAGAAGCCGUCUGCUGUUAGUCGAUUCAACACUCAGGUGGGAGAGAGAGGCGAGACCAGUGUUUAGAACGAUUCUUUAUUUUGGUGUGAGAUGAAAAGCCUGUGGUGGAAAUAGAUUUGCUAGUAAAGGGAGACUUCGUAUCAUGAACAUUACCACAACCUUGGCAUGGCUAAUUACAGCCCACUUUAUCCAGGGGCUCAUAGGUCUUCCAAUAGACCGGGAGCUUCUUCGUGUCAAAAGGAAGGGAGGAGGAGAGUUUGACAACGGCGAGGAACUCAUCAACAAAGUAAGAAGAUCGCAAGACGACAAAGAAACUGAGAUCAGGCACAAAAGACGAUUCUUUGCCAUAGACACCACUGAACGUGAAUCACAGGAAAGUUACAAAACCAAAAUGGAGGCCAGAUCGUCCCGUUCAUCCCGUGAGGAUAAUGACAUCACAGCAAAACGACCCGAGAGAUUUCGACUCAGAAUUCACAAGAGAAGCCACGACGAAAGCUCUUUGAUCAAAGGCGAUACCAUUUCUGGUUCCGGCCAACAACCAGAACCAGGCACUUCCGGUUCCGGGUUAUGGAGCGGACCUUUGCAGCACUCAAAGAGAGACAAUAAGCGAAGCAUGAGUUCAAAUUCGCUUGACAGCCUCAUUGCAACAUUACGGGCGAUUAGCUCUCUCGCUCCAGAGGAUAAUGACAAUUCAGAUAAAGAGAUCGAGUCCUCGGAAUCUGGUUUAUGGCUAAAACCAGACAAUGCAAUCGAUGAUAAACUGCCGCAGUUUUUCAACGAGGAAGCAAGCUCUGGGAGCGGAGAAGACGCCGAGAAAGCUCUUAACAUGUUGAGCGAAACGGCGCAAAUGGAACUAAGCAAAAAUGGGGAUGAAGUCAGCAGUGGCUUAGCAGUAAGCGAACCAAAGGUUAGCAGCGAGGAGGACAAGCCAGAUAACGGCGGGAAAUUGUUCCGACGUGACGUGAAGAGUGAUUCACUGGCGGACGAUUUAGUAGCUGCCGCUGAAAACGACGAUAAAAGUGAUAAUUCUGAACAGGAGGAUCAUCUAUCUUCCUCAUCAGGAUCAGGAAACGAGAAGCAGGAAGCCGAAGAUGAAAUGUCACAACAGCCAGAUGAAGACAAAAUUAAAGAACAACCGGACAUAAAGACAACACGAACGUUAGCGGAUGCCCUGCUCCCUAACGCGUUUUUUCGCGUGAAGAGAUCGUCUCAAGAAGACGCCAUGCUGCUGUCUGAGAGCAACCUAGGUGAAAAUGACGCCUUGGUUAGCAACAGUCUUGUAGCGCGCUUUUACCGCGACCAAGACGCCCUCGCCGACGCACCGGACAUUACGGAAGCUUCGGUGGCAUCCCUUCCUAGCGAGACCGAAGCUGUUUCCAGCCUCGAUAAAAAAGUAAAGCCUGUGAAACGAGAAACAUAUUACGAUCACUCCGGAGACUUCUCAGAACCAAGAGUUGUGUACACAAGGGAGAUAACUGAGGCCCGCGAUCCAAUCAUAGAGCGGCCAGCAGUCUACUCACAGAGUACGGACGAGAGCGAAAUGGAUUCGAGUUUUGGAGGCGAUGAUGAUGAUGACGAUGACGCUACUCUAACGAUUCAUGAAAGAGAAAUUAGAGAAGAUGGAUAUGUUGGUUGCUACGAAGACAAGUCUCCUGACCGCGAUCUUCCCACAAUUCUUUCGGUGCCAAACCUGACUCCUGACUCGUGCCGCAGUGCAUGCCAGGGAGCUGGUCACGCGUAUGCCGGAGUGCAGUAUGGGUAUUUGUGCCGGUGUGGUGACUCGUACGGUAAAUACACCAAGGUAUCGGAUGAGGAGUGCAAUGCGCUGUGUGUUGGGGAUCGCGCUCAGAAAUGUGGUGGAUUCUGGAGGAGUGCAGUAUUCACGACCGCCGGAGCAAUGCAACCCUCAAAGCGCGGAAACUUCUUCCACAUUGAAAGCGUUCAGCCAAUGACAGAAGAUAUCUUCGACAUACCCCGAAAUGAAAUCGCCUCAGAGGUGCACGACGCACAGGAACACCAGUCAUCAACCAUACUAACAGAAACCUCGCAUGUGACAGCCUCAGCACCCCUAGCUCCUGAGCUAUCAGCAUCACCUGCCUCGGAAGCUACCACACCCGAGUCAUCUGGAGCAUAUAUUCAGGAGAUACACCGUGAAAAAUCCCUACAAGAAUCUCCAGUGCCAUCAACUCCGGCGCAAACCGCCAAACAGGAAGAUUCUGCUGCGCAUGCUUCUGGUGACUCUACUCCGCUGACUCCUGAGUCCGAACCUGCAAAUGACCCUACAACUGCGCAUACUCCCGAGAUCGUAUCUGCGCCAGCGAUCUCAUCUAAGUCUCCUUCUCAAGCCUCUCUCUUAUCAGAGUCUAAACCGUCUCUAGAUCCGCCCACUGUAACCAACGACCAGCCACCGAAAAUUGUUCGCCCUGGGAACAAUCAAGCACCCCAAGGUACCCAUGUGAGUCAGCUUGUGUAUCUGCAUCAGCAACAAGACAUUUUAUCCAAGCCGACCCCGAAAGCAGUCAUCGCUGUGGCUCCUGAGAGAGUGAAAGCGGGAACUAUAGCAUACACAGGAACAAUCAAGCUAAAACAGAGCUGGCUGGAUCAGUUUGAGGAUGGAAAUAGUGCGGAGUCAAAAAUUCUAACGGGGAAUAUCGAGCAGGCGUUUAAGCGUAUUUUCAAGAAUGAGCCCAAAUUUGUUAAUGCUGAGGUGGUAGGCUUUAGGGAGGGGCUGGUGAAGCACAACCCUAACACUAUUCGAAAAGUCAUAGCACCUUUCAUCUUAACGUUCAAGAAUGGCGUCAAAGGCAUCGAAGAAAAGUUGAAGAACAUGGUACAGAACUUGGGAAAACUGGACGACAUGCCAGUCUACAAAGAUUCCCUUCAAAUAGCUGAAUACGGCCAUUCACCAGCUGCAGAGAAGGCAAAGACUGUAAACGAGAUGAGCAAAGCUAAACACGAAGACCAGGAUGAGAAGCGAAGUGCUGUGAACGUUCCAAAGAAACCAUACACCUUACAGCUUUUUCUGAUGAAAGACUUCUUUGGAAAGAAGAAAAGAGCCACACAAGUAUUAACUCACUAAAUACUGAGUUGUUCAAGAAAGGCUUGCCCCAACAGCAACAUUUUACGACAUAACAUUAAAAUCGCCUUUGUUUUCGUUUUCAGAAACUUACAAGGAAAUAGUACGUAGAAGGUGUACAAGUUAUACUUCUUAAGCAUCGAACUUCAGAAGCAAAACCUUGAAAUAAGUAAUGUUACUUGGAAAAGGGAUCAAAGUACGUCGAAAGCAAGAUGAACUAAGUGUUCGUGUGAUGGAAAUACCUCUUGCUAACGCCAGAAAUCUCACUCAUGCAUUAUUUAUUGAUUUUUUUUUUUAAGUGGCACACAACAGCUGAGCAUAACGAAUUAAAGGAGUCUAGUGAUUCUGAAAUGACAGAACUGCGAUAAUUUUUAUGUUUACUCUGUACAUUUUAAAAAAAUAAUAAAAACAGAAGAUAGAACAACUUUAUCAUUUGUUUUAGUGUUUUAAUAAAAACAACACUAAAAUGAGGCAACAACAAGAAGUACAGCAUGCAUCCAUUGUCUGAAAACGUAAAUUAGAAUACUCUUCUAAUAUUAUCGAAGUGCCGUUUCCAAACACUUGAAACGAGUACAGUUCGGACACCGUUUGUAGAAAAAGUCAAUUAUACAAAGUUUGUUGGUUACGCUGCUUUCAUCUCCUUUAAUCUCAUAACUCGUUUAUUGAGUUCGUGUGGCUACAGUGAGAAGAGCGUGAAACGAAUUGUCAUUGUACCACCACUAUUUAGACGGAAACAUAUAUAUAUCGCAAGAAUAUUAUCCUUACAGUCAAUUUCCUCCUACCUUACGGUGAGAGGAAGAUCUAGCAGAAGCAUCGUAACUCACUUAGUCGCCUCUGAACAAUGUUACAUAUAUAUAUUCAAAUGAUUACCCUCUCAUUGAUAAAAAUGUUUUUCUUCAGAUUAAAACAGAAGCGAAACAUUUCAAUACUCAUUCUCAAUCCUAGUUGAGCUAGGUAGAACAAAAGACCGUAAAAAAACAAACAAACAAA